UUGGAGCUUCCCUUCCCGGCAGUCUUUAGACUUUAGAGCUGUUUAAGCUUAAAGGGAAUGAUAAAAUUAAGCAGCAAUGAGCUAUGUGUUCAGGUCGUGUUCCCGACUAGCAGCCUCUACCUUACGGCAGUUUCCUGGUCACCGUCUUGGUAACACAAGUAAUAAUACAGCUUCAAUUCGGCGGGAAAGCCCAGUACCUAUUUCGCGGCGGCCUUUUACAAUAACCCGGUAUACGAGAAGAUCUCAGCUCAAUACUGAGACAGCGAGGGAAACAAAUCAGAGAGAUCAAGCUGUACAUGAGAACGAAGUAAAAGCUGGAAUUGAAGAUGCUACGAAGCAGCAGAUCAGGCGCCCCUGGCAGAGGGAAGGCGCCGAUGAGCCCCCCGUUAGUGAUUCGAGACGUAAUAUGAAUAAGUCCAUGACCAAGGGCAAACUUCUUACCACACCAACCCGACUUCUUAAACUAAUACUUCCUCUUCCAGUUGACGCCACACAUGAUGAACGGGGUAAUAGAGGAGAGUUCCGAUCACUCGCACAGAACGAAGAUAUCCAGCCCCUAGCACUGCUCAUCCACCCCCAACAACCGCUAUCUUACCUCGAGCGCCUAAUCCAAGCCGAACUCCCCGCGGUCCACGACAGCGAUGGUCGCGAGAAGAUGCCUAGCGUUUAUUUCCUAGCGGAAGGGUCUGAGCGAGAUGAGACGGGCCAGAAGACCGGGAUAGGAAAGAAGCAGCCGAAUAUCGCAUCCUAUUCGGGACUUGGCCGCGAAGGGGCUGAUACGCCGCCAGAGCACAAGGACUGGGUUCGGUGGAGCAGCAGUACUGAAAUCGGUGAUUUUAUCCGCGACGCCGCACGUGGCAGGGAGUUCGCUAUAGAGAUCGCCGGUCAAAACAGCGAAUUGCGAGUCGGGGUGCCUAGCUUUAAUGACCGCACUCAUUAUAUGCGUAUCCGAUUACAGCGCAUGUCCCGUAAAAUUGACGAACUCUCCAAGAUUAAACAUGAGUGCGAUAUGCUGGCGCAUCGCGGCGCUCAUCGCAUUGCAAAAGCUGGUUUUGUCGCUUUGGCGGGUUGGUGGGGCGCUGUUUACUUCUUAACAUUUCAUACUAACGCCGGCUGGGAUCUUAUGGAGCCGAUCACCUACCUCGCUGGUCUGACAACCAUCAUGGGCGGUUAUUUGUGGUUCCUGUUUAUGAGUCGGGAUCUCAGUUACCAAGCCGCGCUCAAGAUCACCGUCUCAAAAAGACAGAACAUCUUGUAUCAGGAGCGCGGCCUUAAUCUUCAGAAGUGGGAACACCUGGUACAUGACGCGAACGCGCUAAGGCGGGAGAUCAGGAAUGUAGCAGAGGAUUAUGAUGUUGAUUGGGACGAGACUAAGGAUCUUGGUGGGGAAGAAGUCAAACAAGUCCUCGAGCAUGAAGAUCAGAAGAAUGGUAGGAGAGAUCAUGAACGUGAACGCGAACGUGAGGACCGCGAUCGCGAGAAAGAUACAAGGCAUAAACCGGAAGAGCGUAAUGAAUCAUGAAUCAUUAUACCCAGAUAAUACAUACACACAUAUAUAAGUAUAGAGAAGCCUUCGGUCGUUUUAGUAUCAUUCGCGGAUUUGUGCUACCGGCAGGGAACUCGUCAAUAUAUUUGGUCAUUUUUGUCUAUACCUAGUAGUUUUCCCCUCAAUUUUCGGUUAUAACGAAUCCUUCUAGAAAAGGGGCUUUUCCUUCCUGUUCUGCGUUUCUUCGCUAUAUUAUAGUUGAUUAGGAAUUGGUAGGAUUAGGCGCCGAGAGUGCCCCU
Messenger RNA from Annulohypoxylon maeteangense, 1785 nucleotides. RefSeq lists its product as uncharacterized. Gene Ontology annotation, molecular function: calcium channel activity; uniporter activity. The record is from RefSeq and is a predicted model, not a curated record. Lineage: Eukaryota; Fungi; Ascomycota; Sordariomycetes; Xylariales; Hypoxylaceae. Bases 77 to 1522 code for a protein of 481 amino acids. Gene Ontology annotation, biological process: mitochondrial calcium ion homeostasis; calcium import into the mitochondrion. The transcript has 3 exons. Gene Ontology annotation, cellular component: uniplex complex; mitochondrial inner membrane.